Molecule: messenger RNA, 1098 nt
Organism: Cercopithifilaria johnstoni
Lineage: Eukaryota; Metazoa; Nematoda; Chromadorea; Rhabditida; Onchocercidae
Source: the annotation of a GenBank genome assembly
AUGGAUUCCAUUCCACAGCGUCACACCACGUCGAGCUCCCCACUCCAAGAAAUUCAACAACCUCCAGCUCUUGCCGUCAGUAACAUUGAAUCGACUAGUAGAUCGAGGCGUAAUAAACCUCGUGAUACAAAACUUCGUCAACAAAAAUUACCUGCAUGGCAGCCGAUACUAACUGCGUCAACAGUUAUACCGACAGUUUUUGGAAUUGGCGUUGUUUUUCUACCUAUUGGUGUCGCUUUAUUCUUAGCCAGUCAGGGAGUGAAAGAGUCGAUCACGGAUUAUACAGCAUGCAGUGUGCCUUCACAUAAAGCUUGUGAAUUUGUGAUUAAAUUGGAGAGCGAUUUUCAGGGUGAUGUUUAUUUUUAUUAUGCAUUGGACAAUUACUUUCAAAAUCAUCGGCGGUAUAUGAAAAGUCGCAGUGAUAGCCAACUUCUAGGCGAUCUUCAGAAUGUGGGCGAUUGUGAGCCAUAUGCAUAUUUAAACACAUCAUCAGGCCGGAAAAUUAUUGCUCCCUGUGGUGCAGUUGCGAAUUCCAUGUUUAAUGAUUCGUUUACAUUGUAUCGUAAUGGCAGCAAUGAUUCAGUACCUUGGACUUAUAAAGGUGUUGUUUGGCCAGUUGACAGGAACAGAAGGUAUAGGAAUCCACCUGGAAAAGACCUUCAGCAGGCUUUUGUGAAAACUGUGAAACCUCCUAAUUGGCAAAAGGCAGUAUAUGAAUUAGAUCCAGAUAAUUCCGACAAUAAUGGAUUUUUAAAUACUGAUUUCAUCGUAUGGAUGAGGACAGCAGCUUUACCUGAUUUUAGGAAGUUGUAUCGUAUUCUAGCCCGUUACAAGAACCCAUUAUACAAGAAUGGCUUGCCUGCUGGAAUAUACAGUCUUGUGAUCCAGAAUAAUUACCCAGUAACAGUGUUUGGCGGUCGGAAAUAUUUUAUAAUAAGUACAACAUCUUGGGCAGGUGGUAAAAAUGCGUUUUUGGGUAUUGCUUAUAUUGUCGUUAGUGGCAUUUGUAUCUUGUUCGGUGCAGUUUUCCUGUUAAUACAUCUGAAAUUCGGCACAUCAUCAAAUGAAGCUGGGAAUAUUUCUCAAGUUUCACGAUAG